Molecule: messenger RNA, 528 nt
Organism: Thrips palmi
Lineage: Eukaryota; Metazoa; Arthropoda; Insecta; Thysanoptera; Thripidae
Gene: RpS26
Product: 40S ribosomal protein S26
Exons: 4
Coding region: 147-497 (116 amino acids)
Biological process (GO): translation
Cellular component (GO): ribosome; cytosolic small ribosomal subunit
Molecular function (GO): mRNA binding; structural constituent of ribosome
Source: RefSeq, a predicted model, not a curated record
UUUUGAUUAACCGUCUAACCAAAGGUCCUGACAACCCUGGCUGAUGAUGUGUUAUUCACGUCCAUCAUCUUCAAGAGGAAGAAGCCCCUUCACCGGCCAGAGGCAUUUCCGCUUUCUUUGCGUGUACACCUUGGAAACGUGACAAAAUGACUUGCAAGCGUCGUAACGGAGGACGUUCCAAGCACGGCAGGGGCCAUGUAAACCCUGUCCGUUGCACCAACUGCGCCCGGUGUGUGCCCAAGGAUAAGGCCAUCAAGAAGUUUGUUAUUCGUAACAUCGUCGAGGCUGCUGCCGUUCGUGACAUCACUGAAGCCUCUGUCUACACCAUGUACCAGCUGCCUAAGCUGUACGCCAAGCUGCACUACUGUGUCUCCUGCGCUAUCCAUUCCAAGGUUGUGCGCAACAGGUCGAAGGCUGAGAGGCGCAACAGGAACCCACCUCAGCGCAACUUCGCUCGAGGUGGCCCCAGACCUGGAGGACAGGCACCAAGGAAGUAAUUUGUCUUAAUAAAUUUAUAAAAUUUAACUA